Messenger RNA from Trematosphaeria pertusa, 1730 nucleotides. RefSeq names its product UPF0052-domain-containing protein. The transcript has 4 exons. Gene Ontology annotation, molecular function: LPPG:FO 2-phospho-L-lactate transferase activity. The record is from RefSeq and is a predicted model, not a curated record. NCBI's taxonomy places the organism in Eukaryota, Fungi, Ascomycota, Dothideomycetes, Pleosporales, Trematosphaeriaceae. Bases 117 to 1550 code for a protein of 477 amino acids.
AUUUAUCCCGUGAAAGAACAGCCCAACCCAAGUGAACACUCUGUCCAUAUCCCAUCAUGCCCUGAGCUAUAAUACUUCGCGACCCAUUGCGGUCGACCUUCCUAACCUACGUCAUCAUGCCUGCGGAAUCCUUUUUCUCCCUCACCGGCAGCAGCACGCCAACGCCGGUCAUGAAUAACGGCAAGCGGAAAGGCAUAGUUGUUUUCUCCGGCGGUAGCGCUGCCAACAACCUCGUUGAUGUUUUCAAGACUGUCAGAGAGAAUAAGAAGUGCCAUCUAAGCUAUGUUAUCCCGAUCAGUGACAAUGGCGGGAGCUCGUCUGAGUUGAUAAGGGUGUUCGGAGGGCCUGGUAUCGGUGAUGUACGAAGUCGUCUCGUCCGUCUCAUCCCAGAUGACCCCGAUCACGACGACAGCGAGAAAGCCGCUAUCAAGGUCUUCUUCAACCAUAGACUUCCGAAAGACAGGGAUGCGGCAAAGCUGGAAUGGCUGCACAUCGUCGAAGCGGACCAUUCUCUUUGGACCAAUAUAACAACAGCGAAGAAAGAGCUCAUCCGAGCCAUUCUCAAUCUGGUCAACUUUGAGAUCUUGAAGAGGCGCAGGCCGAGCUCCACGUUCGACUUUUCCGGUGCAAGCAUUGGGAAUCUAUUUCUGACAGGCGCUCGCCUCUUUACGGGCUCCUUCGAAUCGGCUAUCUACCUUCUCUCAAGCGUGUGCUCAGUACCUAACCACACCUCAGUCCUGCCCGCCAUAAACACAAACUUUACGCACCACAUCUCCGCGGGCCUCGCUAACGGUAUGGUCAUCACCGGCCAGAACUCCAUCUCGCAUCCCUCAGUAACCACGGCUUUGGACAACGCAGCCCCAUCCAAAGACGAAGAUACGGAGUACCACGAUGCCAUCGAGGAUGCAAAUCUCCCCGGAUCCCUCCCCACGCUAAGAAAGCAAUACAUCAACUUCUCCAAAGCAGACGAAGACGACCUCCCCGCCCGGAUAGAACGACUAUGGUACAUCAACCCCUACGGCCAAGAAAUCCGCCUCGCCGCGAAUCCAAUAGUCAUCAAUGCUCUCAGAGAAACCCAAGCAGUCAUCUACAGCAUCGGCUCCCUCUACACAUCUCUCAUCCCCUCCCUCAUCCUCAAAGGCGUCGGCGACGCCAUUGCGAAUCCCGCCAUACGCUACAAAAUCCUCAUCCUCAACUCGACCACCGACCGCGAAACAGGCCCCUCCUCUUCCCCUUUCUCCGCCAUGGACUUCGUCGCCGCGAUCGCUAAAGCCGGCGCAGAGAGCAGAAGUUUCGUGGGAGAGGCCGGGAAGCAUGAGUAUGGCGCUUAUGUGACGCAUUUGAUACAUCUAACGGGACCGGGGACGCCGAGAGUGGAUAAAGAGGCGCUAAAUGAGGUUGGGAUUGAGACGAUCAAGGUCUAUGGGAGGCGGGUGGAAGGGGAGAGCUUUGUUAGGUAUGAUGAGAAAGCGUUGAUUCAAGCCUUGGAGGUCACGCUGGGGAGGGAGCAAAGGCCUGAGAAGAGCCGGAGAAAUACGCUUGAGGGAUAGAUGAGAGGUUCGCAGCUCUAAUAUGAGAAGUGACAGAGCCAUCGUCACUGUUGAUGUUCUGGUAUAUCUAACUAAAUAUCGCAUCCAACCGCUCAUCAGCGAUCAAGGUAGCCAUUCUUCUAUGCCCGCUGAAAAGAUAGCCCACCGCAGAGGCGCCAAUGCAAUAUAUGCCGAGUAGUA